AACCGACGAAGCUUGUAGGAAACAGCAGAGGAAACACCAAAACAACUCAGCACUUCUCUCAGUAUUGAACCUAGCCCAUAUAAGAUGGAGUUUCGUCAGCGUCACUAUCAGAUUCUGCCUGGCUUUGAAAUAAAUUCGUUUUAGAAGUUGUUUGUUAGAAGCUACGCAAUGGACAUCCUAAUAGAACCAGACUGCUUCAAGGUCUGUCGCAUUUGCAUGGAAAACUGCGAGGAGGACUUUGUGUGCAUCUACGACGAGUUCGAGGACAAUAUCCUGAUGGAUGUAAUAACCGAAUGUGCCCGCGUUGAGAUAAGAAAAGAUGACGCGCUGCCACGGAACGCCUGCCGAAACUGUGCCGAGUAUAUGAUAAUCGCUUAUCACAUCAUCCAGAAGUGUCGUGACGCGGACCGGUCGUUACGGUCGAUUUUCAAGCACGAGAUCGACCUGCGGAGUCGGAAGGACGAGGCGAAGGCGUUCUGCGCGGAGGAACUCCACAUCAAUCCGGCCGAGUACGAGUUUCUGCUAUCCGAGGCGUACAACAACAUGAUGCUGGAGAACGUGGAGCGGUUGAUUGGGGUUGAUCAGGUGGUGCAGCAGGAGGAAGCACCGCCGCCGGUUGAGGCGCAACAGUAUCAGGAGAAUUGCGAUAUCGGUACAACAGUACCAGGAGAAGUUGAGUAUCCGGAUUUGGUUGGUGUUCAGGAGAACCAGCCACCGGAGGAGUCGGAACAACACGGCAACGGUGAGUUGCAGGGAACUAGGAAGUGCUGCGGCUGUAAGAAGGAGUUUGCAACCGAGGUAGAUCUGCAGAACCACAGUGACCUGAUCCACCUGAACGAGUCGAUCAACACUCCGGAAACGGCUGGUAAGCUGAAACCGUUCACGUGUACCGUGUGCUACAAGUCCUUCUCGAACCAGCAGUUGCUGAAAGAACAUCAACGCAGCGUGAUCCGCAAGUUUUUCUGUCGUCAGUGCGGCCGAGGGUUCAUGACCCAAACCAACCUGGACAACCAUUUGAAGUGCCACGUGAGUUCGUCUCCGGAGAUGAAGAAGUGCUGUGGCUGUCGGAAGGACUUUGAUAACGAAGCCGACCUGCUGGCACAUUCGGCCGCGGUCCACAAACCGGACCGUACCGACAAUCCGGACAAGCCGUUCGAGUGCGAGGUGUGCUUCCGUCGGUAUCCGACGCGGAAGUCACUGGUGGGGCAUCGCAGGAUGAUCCAGCAGCACCAGUGCGGUUUUUGUGGGGAGAUCUUUGCGAAGAAGUUGUUUUUGACGGCGCACGAGCAGACCUGCCACCAGGGUGGGUCGAGCGAUGAGGGUAGGAAACGAUGCUGUGGAUGUCGGUUGGAGUUUAACAGCUCGAAGGAACUGUUGGAGCACGCGAUGGCCACGCACAAACCUGCGGCGGAACUGCAGGACGAAGGCGAUGACGAGAAGAAACCUGUCGAGUGUGAGAUUUGCUUCAAACGAUUCAGCUCGAAGCUGAACCUCGCGCAACACCAGAAGAAGGCCAGCCAAGAUCGGAAAUAUACGUGCGAUAUCUGCGGGCGAACGUUCCACCGGGCUCACGACAAGGCGAAUCACGAGACGACCCACUCCAGCGAAAUGCCUUACGGUUGCCAGAUCUGCUCGCGGCGUUUCAAGAACAAACUCUACCUCAAGAACCACUACAAAAUGCACGCCACAAGCGAUUCGCGCGAGUUCGUGUGCCACGAGUGCGGCAAGUGCUUCCGAACGAAGGACCUGCUGAAGACCCACUCCGUUACGCACAGCGAGACACGCAAGUACGCCUGUACGAUCUGUCCGGCGACGUUCAAGCGACUGCAAUGUCUGAAGAUCCACACCAAGGUGCACACGCAGGAAAAGGCGUUCGCGUGUUCGCUGUGCGACAAGCGCUACAUCCAAUCGUCGGACCUGAAGCGACACCUGUUGACGCACGAUCCGGGCGAGAGUGGGAAGCCCUUUCAGUGCGAGUACUGCUUGAGGCGGUACCCACGGAAGGAUUACCUGAAGGUUCACAUCCGCAAGCAGCACCUGGAGAAGGCCGACAUGAUCCUGAUCGAAGAUAUGGCGCUGGAGUUGCAGGGCGACGAGGAGGAUUUUCUACCGAUUUAGACGUAGUUUUGGGACGAAAUUUUUGAAUAAAAGCAAGACAC
Culex pipiens pallens (northern house mosquito) is the source of this 2159-nucleotide messenger RNA. RefSeq names its product zinc finger protein 883-like. Lineage: Eukaryota; Metazoa; Arthropoda; Insecta; Diptera; Culicidae. Gene Ontology annotation, biological process: regulation of transcription by RNA polymerase II. The record is from RefSeq and is a predicted model, not a curated record. The transcript has 3 exons. Gene Ontology annotation, cellular component: nucleus. Bases 169 to 2118 code for a protein of 649 amino acids. Gene Ontology annotation, molecular function: RNA polymerase II cis-regulatory region sequence-specific DNA binding; zinc ion binding; DNA-binding transcription activator activity, RNA polymerase II-specific.